Eublepharis macularius is the source of this 1997-nucleotide messenger RNA. It is a transcript of the gene HADHB, whose product is annotated as hydroxyacyl-CoA dehydrogenase trifunctional multienzyme complex subunit beta. The coding region runs from base 93 to 1514 and encodes 473 amino acids. Lineage: Eukaryota; Metazoa; Chordata; Lepidosauria; Squamata; Eublepharidae. Gene Ontology annotation, biological process: fatty acid beta-oxidation. Gene Ontology annotation, molecular function: acyltransferase activity, transferring groups other than amino-acyl groups. The record is from RefSeq and is a predicted model, not a curated record. The transcript has 16 exons.
GGAAAGGGGCGGGGCUUUAGAGUGCUGGCUGGUGAGGGAAGCGGUUUGGUGCGUCAGGAGAAGGCGCUGCCCGCUGUGGAGGAGAUUUCAAAAUGACGUCCAUAUUGACCUGUACAGUGAAAACCCUUCCAGCUGCCACAGCAUGGGCUGCUCGACUUUCUGUAAGGUCAUUCAGCUGUUCACUGCAGUUAAAUACAGCAGUUCAGCCCAAGACUAAAAAGACUUUAGCCAAAAAUGGGGUGAAGAACAUUGUACUGGUGGAUGGGGUUCGUAUUCCAUUUUUGCAGUCAGGAACCUCGUAUGCAGAUCUGAUGCCACAUGACUUGGCCAGAGCAUCGCUACAAGGCUUGCUGAACCGGACUGAUAUACCAAAGGAAGCUGUUGACUACAUUGUUUAUGGCACUGUUAUCCAGGAGGUGAAAACAAGCAAUGUUGCUAGAGAGGCUGCCUUGGGAGCCGGCUUCUCAGAUAAGACUCCUGCUCACACUGUCACUAUGGCUUGCAUCUCUUCAAACCAGGCUAUGACAACAGGAGUUGGUCUCAUCGCAUCUGGCCAAAGCGAUGUUGUGGUUGCUGGCGGUGUUGAGCUGAUGUCAGAUGUUCCCAUCAGACAUAGCAGGAAGAUGAGGAAGACGAUGCUUGGCCUCACAAGGGCAAAGUCCUUGCGUCAGAGGCUGUCCCUGAUGUCCAGAAUCCGUCCAGAUUACUUUGCUCCUGAGCUCCCAGCUGUGGCAGAGUUCUCCACUAGUGAGACCAUGGGCCACUCAGCAGACCGUCUGGCAGCUGCUUUUGCCAUCUCGCGCGCCGAACAAGACGAGUAUGCCCUGCGGUCACAUAGCCUUGCCAAGAAAGCCCAGGAUGAUGGGCUGCUGACAGAUAUAGUGGCAUUCAAAGUACCAGGCAAGGAUACCGUUGUGAAGGACAAUGGAAUCCGUCCUUCUUCAUUGGAGCAGAUGGGUAAACUGAAAGCUGCUUUUGUCAAACCUUACGGAACAGUCACAGCGGCCAACUCUUCUUUCUUGACCGAUGGAGCUUCAGCAGUCCUGCUGAUGUCUGAAGAGAAAGCUUUGGCAAUGGGGUACAAACCAAAGGCUUAUCUCAGGGAUUUUGUGUAUGUGUCCCAGGACCCAAAGGACCAGCUGCUGCUUGGACCCACUUACGCUACUCCUAAGGUGCUAGAGAGGGCUGGACUGACGAUGGCAGAUAUCGAUGUGUUUGAGUUUCAUGAAGCAUUUGCAGGGCAAAUUUUAGCAAACAUGAAAGCGAUGGAUUCAGAUUGGUUUGCUCAGAACUACAUGGGCAGAAAGUCUAAGGUUGGAGCCCCUCUUCUGGAAAAAUUCAACAACUGGGGUGGGUCUCUGUCACUGGGACACCCCUUUGGUGCCACCGGCUGCCGGUUGGUAGUGACUGCUGCCCACAGACUGAAGAAGGAGGGAGGACAGUAUGGGCUGGUUGCUGCAUGUGCUGCUGGAGGACAGGGCCAUGGAAUGCUAGUGGAGCUUUACCCACAGUAAAGGCUCCAAAGGACUGCUGCAAAUGGCUUUUCCUGAGACAUCAGUGCUACUCCAGUGCACUCGUGCAAAAUAAGUGGGUCUGAUGCUUACCACAGAGAACUUCUGGUGGCCUUCGUAAAUAUUUUCCAACUGCCUGUGAAAGCUAACUAAGAGUAGACAGUUGUCCCCUGAGUUCUAUUUAUUAAUGUCACUGAGGGGUGUCUGCAGUUUAUCCAACAUAAUGGUGAGCCUCUUUCCUCCUGAGAACAGUGUUUAGGACUGCACUAAUUUUGAAAGAGAGAACUUGCCAGCAAUUAAUGGUUCAGGUUUUAAUACACAACUUGUAUAAAGUAUUAUGCUUUUAAAAAAGUAUCUGUAAUCUGAACUGAAUAGUGGAAGGCUAACAUGAAUUUUGUAAGGCAGUGGAAAAUAGACUGUGGACAGCAUUGGGGUACAGUGUCUGUCACCGCUCAUCAGCCUUAAUAAACAAGAGAAUUAUUAAGA